AUGGCAUUCCCUGUGGAUAUGCUGGAUAAUUGCAGUCAUGAGGAAUUGGAAAAUUCUGCUGAAGAUUACAUGUCAGAUUUAAGGUGUGGGGACCCUGAAAAUCCAGAGUGUUUUUCUCUUCUCAAUAUUACGAUUCCUAUUAGCCUGUCAAAUGUAGGCUUUGUACCUCUUUAUGGUGGCGAUCAGACCCGGAAAGUUCUUGCUCUUUUUGCACCUGAGGACUCACUCACAGCUGUAGCUCUUUACCUUGCUGAUCAGUGGUGGGCUAUUGAUGAUAUUGUGAAAACAUCUACCCCUUCUAGAGAGGGGCUUAAGCAGGUGAGCACUCUUGGGGAGAGAGUGGUUCUGUAUGUUCUGAAUCGAAUUAUUUAUAGAAAACAGGAAAUGGAGAGAAAUGAGAUCCCAUUCCUGUGUCAUAGCAGUACUGAUUAUGCUAAGAUUCUGUGGAAGAAAGGAGAGGCCAUUGGGUUUUAUUCAGUUAAGCCUACAGGAAGCCUAUGUGCCUCAUUUCUUACCCAAAGUUACCAACUGCCGGUUCUUGACACAAUGUUUGUAAGAAAGAAAUAUCGAGGCAAAGAUUUUGGGCUUCAUAUGCUGGAGGACUUUGUUGAUUCCUUUACGGAAGAUGCACUUGGCUUGCGGUAUCCUCUGUCUUCUCUCAUGUACACAGCUUGCAAGCAGUACUUUGAAAAGUAUCCAGGAGACCAUGAACUCCUUUGGGAAGUGGAAGGUGUUGGACACUGGUACCAGCGAAUACCAGUCACCAGAGCAUUACAGAGAGAAACACUUAAAAUUCCUGCAUUUUCUCAAAAUGAAGCUAAAAGACCUAUGUCUGGAGAAUAUGGUCCUGCAUCUGUUCCAGAAUAUGAAGCAGGAAGUGAGGACAAUCAGUCUAGUGAGAUGCAGCUAACUAUUGAUUCUCUAAAAGAUGCCUUUGCAAGCACUUCUGAAGGUCAUGAUAAAACACCUGUUUCCACUCGAACUCGGAGUAGUCAGCUGAAGCGGCCAAAGAUUGGAAAACGGUUUCAGGAUUCUGAAUUUAGUAGUUCUCAAGGUGAAGAUGAAAAGACUCCCCAGACUUCACCUACAGCUUCAAUAAACAAAUUGGAGUCUACUGCACGCACAUCAGAGAGCUCAGAAGAUUUCCUAGAAGAAGAGCCUGCACAGAGAGUGAUUGAAUUUGAGGAAGAAAACAGUGAAAAAGAUGCGCGGCCAGCACCAGAAACCCAGCCACGACUGGAGAAGCCAGACAGUGAAAAGGAAUCUGAAUUAGAGCCUAUGAAUGGUGAAAUCAUGGAUGAUACUCUGAAGACCUCACUUAUAACUGAAGAGGAAGACUCCACUAGUGAAGCGUUAGAUGAUGAAUUAAAAUUGCAGUCUUUUACUUCUAGUGAAGACUCUACAAAUCUUGUUCCAGUGACAGUAGAAUCUUCAAAACCCCCUGAGGCUGUUGCACCAGAUAAGACUCCACAUAUAACCGACUCAGAAAUGGUGAUAGAUGAAAGCCCUUCUGAUGAAAAGGGGCACACUGAAGAGAAACUGUCUCUAGUUUCAAGAAAGAAAGCACAUUUUGGAGGUUCAGACAAUGUUGCUACUAUCUCAAAUGAAGAACGGUCUGACAGUGGUUUUCCAAACUCUGGGGUAGCUGAAUUUUCUGAAGAACCAGUCUCUGAGAAUUUAUCACCCAACACUACUUCCUCUUUGGAAGACCAGGGUGAGGAGGGGGUACCUGAGACCCAAGAAACAUCCACUGCCCUUUCCCAGAGUUCUUUGAUAGAGGUUGAACUUGAAGAUGUGCCAUUUUCACAGAGUGUGGGACAGAAGAACCAGUCAGAGGAGCAGUCUGAAGCAUCUUCUGAGCAACUGGAUCAGUUUACACCAUCAGCAGAAAAAGCUGUGGAUAGCAGCUCAGAGGAAAUAGAAGUGGAAGUGCCGGUGGUAGACAGGCGGAAUUUGAGAAGAAAGGCCAAAGGGCAUAAAGGACCUGCUAAGAAGAAGGCCAAGCUGACCUGA
Cynocephalus volans (Philippine flying lemur) is the source of this 2013-nucleotide messenger RNA. It is a transcript of the gene FAM169A, whose product is annotated as family with sequence similarity 169 member A. Bases 1 to 2013 code for a protein of 670 amino acids. The record is from RefSeq and is a predicted model, not a curated record. Lineage: Eukaryota; Metazoa; Chordata; Mammalia; Dermoptera; Cynocephalidae. The transcript is spliced from 12 exons.